CUCCCUGAGCCGCUUCCCCGCCUCUGCUGACAGGAGCUUCGGUUGCCUGUUUGAGAACGAGCUGUGUUCACCAUACGAGCUCUGUGUCAACGAUGGUAUGUUUGGGAGGUGUCACUCUGUUCCAGUGAAGGAGGUUUACACCUACGACGUCUCCCCGUCUGUAGUGCAACGCUUCAGGAUGCUGCUGGAGAAGCUGUCCAACAGAGGCUUGACCUGGGAAGAUGACACCACCCAGCAGAUUCUGUCCAAGGAGUUGUCCAAAGUGAGGAGGAUUCCCUACGGGCCGCAGCAGAAUGGACCUGUCUACAACACCGACAGCAGGCCAGUACCCGAAGCGAUGGACCCAGUAGACCAGAGAGUGAAGCCAGUGGAGGUGGAGCUCAGCAGAAACCUGCAUACGUACCUUCAACGUCUCGGCCUCCUCCCCAAGACGUCGUCCGCUGCCAGCCUGAGUGACCCUGACAAGAGCGACCAUUUCCACUCUGGCAUCCCUGCAGACUUUUAUCGCUCCAAAGCCCAGACUUCGGCUCAGAAGUCACCUCCCUCCAGCUUCACUUCCCUUUCAUCUCUCCAACCUCUGCAGAAGCAGAGACCUGUAGCCAACCAUCUUCUAGCCACACAAUCUGAGGGUGACCUUCUCCUGGGUGCCCUGAGGCAGUAUCUCUCUGGGCAUCUGUCCCUUCGCGGUGGCGGGGUGAGCCCCGAGGAGCACGAGGCCCCACCUUCUCGCCUUAAGCCCUUUUACAGCAACGGGAUAGAAAACUCUGGGCUCAAAAGAGAGACCUCAAAAUCCAGGCUUCCGCAGAUGGGAAGAACUCAAGGGGCUUCAGUGAAGGACCCGCUCACGUCCGUGGAUGAGCGGUUCAUCGAGAACGUUUUGAAGAACGUUGGCAGGCAGCACGUGGACAUGGACGACCUGACGCCGCAGGACCUGGAUCAGCUGUCCAGCCUGAUAGCUGACGCUCUGCAGGUGGUCGACCAGGACCCGGGAAUAAACAGGGGUCUGACUCGGGUUAGAACUGGACCAAGAGACCUGGAGGGAGAGCUGAGGGAUGGGGAGGAAGAAGAGGAGGAGGAGGCUGCUAGAGAUGAGGAAGAGGAGAAGUUGCUGGAGAACGCUCCAACUCUGAAACCACAGGGGAGCACUCCUAUAGUGCCGGCAGCACUUCAAGAGCGCCACGCGGAUACAGAAGAGCAAAAUGUGAAGGACACGGUGAGCAUUCACUCUGUGGCCGAGAGUGGAAGUCUUGUCACCAAACUUCUUGCCUACCUGGACAAAACUUCCCUCAGCGCCUCUCCUUCAGUGAGAAACCGCAACGACGUCGCCGUGCAGACACCCAUUGGCCAACAGGUGGGGCUGGAGAACGUCCAGAGUCGGACCAGCGAGGCAGGAGUAACGGUGCAGAAGAAGGACGCCACCCAGUCCGUGGAGGAGGUGUCGGAGGUGGAGGGCUGGAUCAAGGAGGUGGCGCCCCCUCCUGCUUCACUUGUGUACGAGGAGCCGCACAAAAAGAUGAUGAAUGUUCCCGAACUUCAACUGGACGUCAAAGACGGCAGGAAGAAGGCUGACGAUGACGUCUUUGGCUACGUCAUCACUGACACAGAGGUGGUUGGCCCCGCUGUGACCUUCAAAGUUAGCUCAAACCGGCAGAACGUCAGCACCACAGAUGUGGCCAACGUGGCUGUUCAGCAGAAAGUGGCUUUGGAGAAGGAAGCCAAGCUCAGCAUCCUGGAGGCCGGAGUCGCCGAUGGAAGCCAGAUCAACCAGAUCCCCAGCAAGUACAGCCAGGCGGAGUCAACCAAGUUCCUCGUCCUCACUGUCGUGUCCAUCCUGUGCAUCGUCGGCGUGCUGCUGGCCUCCACCGUGGUCUACUGCCUCCGCCACCGCUCCCACCACAAGCUCAAGGAGAAACUCACCAACCUGGGAACAGAUGCCGGCAGCGAUGCUACCGCCACCUAUCAGGAACUCUGUCGGCAGCGUAUGGCGGUCAAACCUCCGGCCGAGCGCCCGGAGCCCAUCUCCUCCAGGAUCAACAGCGUGUCGUCUCAGUUCAGCGACGGCGGGCCGGCCCUCAGUCCCUCGGCGCGGAGCAGCGUCUCCUCCUGGAGCGAGGAGCCCGCCCACUCCAACAUGGACAUCUCCACCGGUCACAUGAUACUGUCCUACAUGGAGGAUCACCUGAAGAACAAGGACCGCCUGGAGAAGGAGUGGGAGGCGCUGUGUGCUUAUCAGGCAGAACCCAACGCCUGCACCAUCGGCCUGAAGGACGGCAACGCCAAGAAGAACCGCUCCCCUGCUGUAGUGGCAUAUGAUCACUCCCGAAUCACCUUGAAGGCGGAGAAUAGCCAAGGCAACUCAGAUUACAUCAAUGCCAGCCCGAUCAUGGAUCACGAUCCCAGGAACCCAGCCUACAUUGCCACUCAAGGCCCUCUGCCCUCCACGGUGGCUGAUUUCUGGCAGAUGGUAUGGGAGAACGGCUGCGUGGUCAUUGUCAUGCUGACACCUCUCGUCGAGAGCGGGGUGAAGCAGUGCUACCAUUACUGGCCUGAUGAGGGAUCCAACCUGUACCACAUCUACGAGGUGAACCUGGUGUCCGAACACAUCUGGUGUGACGAUUUCCUGGUUCGUAGCUUCUACCUGAAGAACAUGCAGACCAACGAGACACGGACCGUCACUCAGUUCCAUUUUCUGACCUGGCUCAACCAGAAUGUCCCGGAGACCAGCCGGACGCUCCUUGACUUCCGCAGGAAAGUUAACAAGUGCUACCGGGGACGCUCGUGUCCUAUCAUAGUCCACUGCAGUGACGGUGCGGGAAGAACUGGGACCUACAUCCUGAUCGACAUGGUCCUCAACAAGAUGGCUAAAGGUGCCAAGGAGAUUGAUAUUGCCGCGACUCUGGAGCACCUGCGGGACCAGAGGCCAGGAAUGGUUCAGACCAAGGAUCAGUUUGAGUUUGCGUUGACGGCCGUUGCGGAGGAGGUGAACGCCAUACUGAAAGCUCUUCCACAGUAGGAAGGAGCUCCUGCUUCUGACAGAUGUCCUCCAGUUCUCUUCUGCUCCUCUUCUCCCUCCCCCUGUCCUAACUGGAGGAUGCUUCCUUUUGUUUCCUCCUCCAUCUAUUUCCCAUUUUCAUCUCCUCCUUUCUCCUUUCAUACUUCUCUUCUGUCAUUUUGGUCUCAUCCUGUCUUGUUUCUCCCCCUGUUGUCCUUCCUUACCCUCUGUCCUCCAUUCAUCUCUUCGUUCCUGCAGUCGUACUCUCUAUUUUAACUAAUCAUUUUGCAUUUUCUGGCUCCUCUUGUCCCUUCUCAUCACUGUCUCUUUCGUCUCGUCUCCUCCUCUCCCUCUUGUCCAUUCCUUCUUUCCUGUUUCCCUUCUCCUUUCCUCAUUUUUUCUCCUCCUUUCUACUCUUGUCUUCUCUCCUUUUACCUCCUCUUUGUUCCACAUCUUGCCACCUACUUUUCGUUUCUUCUCAUCUCCGUCUCUCCUUCCAUCUCAGUAAACAUUGUGCCAGGAAACCGUUGAAUCAGUCCUGUACAUAGAUAGACCUUCCUUCUGUUGUAAUGAUCCAUGCAGCCUGUUUUCCAAAGUGACAUUUCACUGCGUUUAAAGACAUUUUGAUAGAGUGAUAAAAAUGUUUCUCUAUGUUCUGUUAAGAGUAUAUUUAUUAUAGUUUCUGUUUCUAGAUGAGCAUUGACCUCAUGGGCGUCAGUUGGGUAAAGCGAGGUUCGGCAAAUAGCGUCACAAUCUACUUGGAUGUAAGAGUUUUUUUUCGUCCGAAUUUCCGGAAUUGGUUUAGUGGGAUCAAAAGUAGUUCAAUCCCACUUAAAUAAAUCAGUUUAUAUCAUUUUAAAUUUAAUGUCUGUUUUCCAAAACGAUCUUCAGUAUAGGUAUUUGCCAAACCCGAGUGUUUAACCGAAUUGACGCCGCUGAUUGGUCUUUGUUUUGAGUGAGUGUAUGAUGUUGAUCAUCAUGUCUGUAUCACAGAAUCGUAUUUGUGUCUGAUUUCUGGUGCCAUGCUUUUUUUCUGAUAUGUUUUCAUGCAGUAUGCUAGAGUGUCAGUGAGGUAGGUAUGAGACCAAAUACGAGUAAUUUUAUCUCUCCUUGAAGGCUUAUUUUUCGUAAAAGUAAGUGGCGAAACAUUACAAGACACUGGUGAAAAAUAAAUGAGACGCUAACACUGGAGAUGAGGUUAAAUAACUUGGAAAUGGCUUUUUCAAUGUGUAAUUUUUAUCUUUAUCGUAGAAGCAAUAUUGUGUUUCUUCAACAUGAAUCGAUAUCUCUCGUGGACAACCAAUAUUGUGGCUUGUCAGUGAAGUAACACUCAUGUCUGCCUUACUAAAAAAACAGUAGAUGGACUGGUAAGUGUGUCUUGCCACCUGGAGACGAGGCCAGUGUGUAAUGCUUCAUUUUAAAAUGGCCUUAUUCCAGCGGAUUAACCUGUGGAUUAAAGGUUUGCUGUGCUGGUAUUUAAAGAAAAUCCCUCAGAUAAACACUGAAGGACAUGAAGUCUCUAUUAAUCCGGGAGCAGGAAGUUACCCCCUGUGCAAAAGUUUAUGACAGUCUUGAAAUCACUUCAACAGCAGUAACAUUGUGUAGUUUAAACUACGUUCCUAUCUUAAUAUGAACCACUCCGUACUGGAAUGAGGCCAUUAUAAAGUAAAGUGUUCCUGACAGGGAAGGACUAUCCCCUUUCUUGAUAAAAGGGGAAAGUCUUGCUUCUGGAUAGCAGUUCUUCUAUGUAGCAUUGAUGGAUGAUUUGUACAUAUACAGUAGCUGAAAGCUGUAUGUCACUGAAAACUGAUUUGCAGUGACACUUGGCUGGUUUUCCCAAAAGCAUCUUGAAACUACCUGGGCUUUUGUUCUGAUGUCCAUGAAAUGAGCCGUUCAGCCCAUUCACUGCAAACUACUUAUACUUCACUUUGUUGCUAAAUCUUUUACCUCUAUUUAACAUCUUUGAACUCAAAGUGCUUUACCUAUAUUCCAGGCAGCCGCCGGUUUCCACUCUUUCCUGUAUAAAGUAAAAUAAAAAUCUGUUACCAGACAAAUUAUUAAAUAGUCCAGAGCUGUCUUUUUCAAAUCAGUCUUCAACUACAACCAAUUUACCACACACAAAAAGAACUGAACUUGCAGUAUCCCUGCUUUGUAUUUAAAUGGAAAAAUACACCAGUAUGGUGCUUUGAGAUGCAAUCACGGCUACAGUCUCUUUCCAUUGGUGCAUUAUUGUAUUUGGUAGAUUUAAGAUUCGCACUGAACGAUUAAAGGCCUCUAUCUGCACGUAAGCAAAAGUCGCAUUACUCGCUCAAGUAGCCUGUAUAUUGGGCGGCCCUGAUAACCUGUCGAAUCCGAGUAUCAGCCCUGAAAUCCUUUUGGUUUUGGUUCAGUUGAACAAACUAAUCACUCGUCUAAAGAUGACUUUGGGAAACCAGCUCGCAGUUUGUGUAAAAUCAGCGUAAUCUCGCUGCUGACAAUUGGCUGACAGCAAACGAGCAGUUUUAAAUGUUUAAUCCAUCAAAUCCUUGUUUUUGUUUGUCCAGUCUUAUUCGAAUCACCAGUAAUAUGACUUGCAUACACUAUGCUACUAGUGCAUGGCUGUUUAUUCAGUAAAUGAGUAUGCUGUAUUUUUCUGUGGCCUCAAGACGAUCUUAGCAAAACUCUUCAAGCAAACAAGCAAACGGUUUAUCUAUUAGCUCUGUUUCAAACUAUCUAUUGCACGAGAAGCUCCAAGGACCUUAAAAGUGCAAAAGCCAAGGAUUACCCUCUCUAAACUGUGCAGAUCAAGGUUAAAGAGAGUUGAAAGGUGGUGCAGUAUCAAUGUGAUGUAACACUGCAGCAAGCUGGUGUCAUGUUGUUGGAAUCGACUCCAUUUUUCAUCACAAACCCUAAACCGGCUGCAAGAAAUGCUCCUUAUCACAGCUCGUUUGAUGUAGAAUGGAGUGUUAUCUUUUCUGCCGGUUUCAAGAUACUGACAUGUUUGUUAUAAAAAUGUGGGAAUAAGGGAAACUGCAUUGAGGGAAUUGAAAUGAUCACAUUGUACUGGCCAUUUUUUGAUGCGAGUCCAAACUGAGCCAGUUUUAAUGGGCAUUUUUUGCAGUGCGGUUGCUCAGUAGGUCAACUUUCCCAGUGCUGUUCUUUCUUACACACGCUCCAUCAGGUAUCAAUAGAUGGCUGGUCUGUUGCAUUAACACUCUGUACAUAAACCAAGACAAGAAAUACAAUAGAAGAUAUUUUGUUCUAUUGAUGUAAACAAAUUGUGAA
Molecule: messenger RNA, 6256 nt
Organism: Xiphias gladius (swordfish)
Lineage: Eukaryota; Metazoa; Chordata; Actinopteri; Istiophoriformes; Xiphiidae
Product: receptor-type tyrosine-protein phosphatase N2-like
Exons: 22
Coding region: 98-3013 (971 amino acids)
Biological process (GO): protein dephosphorylation
Cellular component (GO): secretory granule
Molecular function (GO): protein tyrosine phosphatase activity
Source: RefSeq, a predicted model, not a curated record